UCUUGUGUAAUUAUUCUCCAGAUGGACCCCUGUGCACAGGAAGUUAGUCACCAUGCAGCAUCACUGUUGACAUGUCUGAACCAUCAGAGAGAACAAGCGCUGUUCUGUGACUGUGUACUUAAACAUAAACAGAGCUCAGGUCAGCUCUAUCCUGCACACAGGUGUGUUCUGGCAGCCUCAAGUCCAGUGUUUGCAUCAGUCCUGUCCUCUACUGGUGCCCUGGUGGAACUGCAGGAUCCAUGUUUGUCUGACUCUGUAUUAGCCCUUCUUCUGGACUAUGUUUACACUGGGACUUUGCCUUACACUCAAAACCAGCAGCAAUAUUACAGAUUGCUUACUGCUGCCUGUCAUCUGCAGAUGAAUGAACUGCAGGAGGCUCUGAGGGUAGCUUGGCAACAGACUGAGAUGAAUGCUACAGAUGAUGUCAGUGCUUCGACUGGAGCUGAAAUUCAUUCUUACAGCAGCAUUAAUGAUAGUUAUAGGAGUUUUUUAAAGACCUUUAGAGAUCCCCCAUCAUCACCCAGUACAGAUGCUUUUAAAAGAUUCGAAGAACCAAGUAAACUGUGCUCAGUCAGAGCAACAAUACUCGAUGAAGCUCAAAUGAAUUCUGUUAGUCUGGAUUCCCGUGUUAAAGCUGGAGAAACAUGCACAAGUAAAAACAUAGUGAACCACUGUAGCAGAACAGAUGCAAGCAUACUUGAAAGCAAUGAUAGUAUGAAUUUAAGUGAAUACAGACAAGCCGCUUAUACAACAGUACAAAAUUUGAUGCAAGAUACGUCUGACACUGCUGAGGAGCAUGAUGCAUCUGAAGUGAACAAAGUAGUGCAUGAGGAUCAGUUUCAGUCUGAUGGCUUUGAAAAGCUGGAAAUCUGGCAGAAGCAUGCAGAGGAUGAGCUAUUAGUAACAUCUGAGAACAAGAAGUGUUGUGGGGCAGUGCCAGUCAUCUGUCACAGCAGCAGAGUUGCUGUCCACCAGCUGGCAGAAGAGUGUGCAGUGUUUCCUUACCACCCAGCAUUCCAGUCUUCAGUCAGCUCCAGCAGAUCACCCAUCUCACGCUCAGUCAGCACAGGCAAUGAGAACACUGUGGACUGUAUGACCACUAAUCAAAAGGAUCGAUUUGGAGCACAGAAUCUGGACCUCAGAUACAAUGAAAAACCAUAA
Messenger RNA from Melanotaenia boesemani (Boeseman's rainbowfish), 1161 nucleotides. RefSeq names its product zinc finger and BTB domain-containing protein 43-like. The coding region runs from base 22 to 1161 and encodes 379 amino acids. The transcript is spliced from 3 exons. Lineage: Eukaryota; Metazoa; Chordata; Actinopteri; Atheriniformes; Melanotaeniidae. The record is from RefSeq and is a predicted model, not a curated record. Gene Ontology annotation, molecular function: protein binding.